AUGAAAUUUUUGACUUGCGAUGAAGUUCGUUCAGCAUUCAUCAGUUUCUUUUUGGAUCGUGAACAUACAUACAUACAUUCAUCAUCAGUCAUUCCUUUUGAUGAUCCAACUCUGCUCUUUGCUAAUGCCGGCAUGAAUCAAUAUAAACCUAUAUUUUUGGGUACGGUGGAGCCAUCAAGUGCUAUGGCAAAGCUUAGAAGAGCAGUAAAUACACAAAAAUGUAUACGAGCAGGUGGUAAGCAUAAUGAUCUGGAUGAUGUUGGAAAAGAUGUGUAUCAUCACACGUUUUUUGAAAUGCUUGGAAAUUGGUCAUUUGGAGAUUAUUUUAAGCUGGAAAUAUGUAAUUGGGCAUGGGAAUUGUUGACUAAAGUGUUCAGAAUUCCAAGUGAACGCUUAUAUGUUUCUUAUUUUGGUGGUGAUGAAGAGUCUGGGCUUGCUGCUGAUGAAGAAUGUCGACAAAUAUGGUUAAACAUUGGAACAAAAUUAGUAUAUUUUAUAUAA
Messenger RNA from Thelazia callipaeda (thelaziosis nematode), 501 nucleotides. NCBI's taxonomy places the organism in Eukaryota, Metazoa, Nematoda, Chromadorea, Rhabditida, Thelaziidae. The record is from the annotation of a GenBank genome assembly.